AUGAUCAAGGCAAAAGUGGCAGAUGGCUGCCUCCAUGGCAUCAAAAUCACGCGAAGGGCACCUUGUGUCUCACAUCUUUUCUUCGCCGAUGAUAGCAUACUCCUAGCUAGAGCAACAAUGGAAGAAGCCAAAACUCUCCAUGGAAUCCUCACGGAUUAUGAGACUUUCUCGGGUCAGAGAAUCAACUUGGACAAAUGCGAACUUUCCCUAAGCCGCAACGUGCCUAGUGUCCGUGCAAAUGAGCUUGAAUGCUUGCUUGGUGUUAAGGCAGUGGAAAGGCAUGAAAAGUACUUGGGUUUACCUACCUUUGUGGGUAGAUCAAAACCUCAAGUCUUUAGCUUUGUCCGGGAGAGGAUUUGGAAGAAACUCAAGGGAUGGAAAGAAAAGGCUCUCUCAAGAUUGGGAAGGGAAGUUCUAAUAAAGUCCACAGCACAAGCAAUUCCAACGUAUGUUAUAUGA
Messenger RNA from Lotus japonicus, 459 nucleotides. RefSeq lists its product as uncharacterized. The record is from RefSeq and is a predicted model, not a curated record. The coding region runs from base 1 to 459 and encodes 152 amino acids. The transcript has a single exon. Lineage: Eukaryota; Viridiplantae; Streptophyta; Magnoliopsida; Fabales; Fabaceae.